AACACUAUUUUGGUCCACUUGGGAUACUAAACCUAGCUAUAAAUUAUGCACCUUACAUAUCCCCCCCUCUUCAUCAGCUCUUGCCAUUAGGGUUUUCCGCACUCGAGAAGCAGCUAAGCCCUAUUUUCUCCUUCAGUCGCAGCCAAAGCAAUGUCGAAGAGAAGGACCAGGGAGCCCAAGGAAGAGAAUGUCACUCUUGGACCUGCCACUAGGGAUGGAGAACUAGUGUUUGGAGUGGCCCACAUCUUUGCCUCAUUCAAUGACACCUUCAUUCAUGUGACUGAUUUAUCUGGAAGGGAAACUAUGGUUCGCAUUACAGGUGGAAUGAAGGUGAAAGCUGAUAGGGAUGAAUCCUCCCCAUAUGCAGCUAUGCUUGCAGCUCAAGAUGUUGCUCAGAGAUGCAAGGAAUUGGGGAUUAAUGCUCUUCAUAUUAAGCUUCGUGCUACCGGAGGCAAUAAGACUAAGACCCCUGGUCCUGGUGCUCAAUCUGCACUUAGAGCCCUUGCUCGUACGGGCAUGAAGAUUGGUCGGAUAGAGGAUGUAACUCCAAUUCCAACUGACAGCACUAGGAGAAAGGGUGGCAGAAGGGGAAGGAGACUGUAAUCUGCCCCUUGUCAGGGUACCUGCGGUUCUGUUUGGGAUGUUUUCUGGGGUUGCAAAUUUUGUUAUUUAGUAUUUGAAGAAUUUUUAGUUUAAACAUGAAUGAUUCUGGUGUUUGAUCAUGUGGACGCCAACAAUUAAGAGAUAGUGAAUUUUUGGGAACAUACUUAUGCCUAUUAUCUUUUGUUUUGUAUGAAAUUUAGCAGUUUUGGAUUCUGUUAUUGGGUGAUGUCUAUGAGCAUUAUGUUGCAUUAUGAAA
Messenger RNA from Sesamum indicum (sesame), 859 nucleotides. RefSeq names its product small ribosomal subunit protein uS11x. Gene Ontology annotation, biological process: translation. Gene Ontology annotation, cellular component: ribosome. Gene Ontology annotation, molecular function: structural constituent of ribosome. The record is from RefSeq and is a predicted model, not a curated record. Lineage: Eukaryota; Viridiplantae; Streptophyta; Magnoliopsida; Lamiales; Pedaliaceae.